Myxocyprinus asiaticus (Chinese sucker) is the source of this 1790-nucleotide messenger RNA. Its product is annotated as josephin-2-like. The record is from RefSeq and is a predicted model, not a curated record. Gene Ontology annotation, biological process: protein deubiquitination. NCBI's taxonomy places the organism in Eukaryota, Metazoa, Chordata, Actinopteri, Cypriniformes, Catostomidae. The transcript is spliced from 6 exons. Gene Ontology annotation, molecular function: cysteine-type deubiquitinase activity. Bases 521 to 1075 code for a protein of 184 amino acids.
GAUGUCUGUAUCUCUUUUACCUGUAAGGCGGGACUUCCUUUCUACAUCCGAUGACCGUCGGGCGCUCCAAUUUUUCCCAUUAAUUUUAAUAGAAGUGGCCCAUCUCUGCUAAAUAAUCUCUGGUAGAACGCGCUCGAGAGGGACAAUCACCCCAGAGCAACCUGGAGUUUAUUGCCUUACUCAAGGACACAGUGGUGGUGGGGAUCGAACCGUCAACCUCCUGCUUACCAGUUACCAGCGUAUCACUUCGCCAUUACCAUGACUCUGGUCACAUGACUCUGGAUGACUUCACGGGGCGUUACCGCAACAAACAACAACAAGACAAGUUCCGCCCGAUCCUUACAGACAAGAUACCGACAGCAUUCUCAUUUCAUUGGUUUAGUAAUUAAUAAGUUAUUACAUAUCUGCGAUUAAUAGAACAAUAAACAUUAGUUUGGCGGUACGUCUCAGUACCAUUUAUUUUCUUAUUGUGGAUAACUGGUAACUUGCACUGCGGAUACUGUCUUCCAUAAGGGUGAGGAUGAGCGACGGCGAGGUGUUUCAUGAGAAACAGAGACUGGAGCUGUGCGCCAUCCAUGCCUUGAACAACGUGCUUCAGGAGAGAGUUUUCACCAAGGAGACAGCUGAUGACAUCUGCAAGCGGCUUGCCCCACAAUGUGUGAUGAAUCCACACCGCUCAGUGUUAGGCACUGGAAACUAUGAUGUGAACGUGAUUAUGUCUGCUUUGCAGAGUCGGGGACUUGCUGCUGUAUGGUGGGACAAGCGCAGGUCAGUACAGAAUUUGUGCCUGGACAAAAUUCAAGGCUUCAUUUUGAAUGUCCCAUCAAGGGUGUCACUGGGAAUUGUGUCUCUCCCACUGAGACGCAGACACUGGCUGGCGGUACGAGAAGUCAAUGGACAGUACUAUAACUUAGACUCAAAAUUAAAGGGGCCUGCCUGUAUUGGAGGAGAAACAGAACUCAGGUCAUUUCUCAUUGAACAGCUUUCUCAGGAUGUUGCCGAGAUGCUCCUUGUUGUCCAAAAGGAAGUAGAAGAUGAUGGGACAUGGCUGAAACCAGAUAACCCCAAGAAGUGAUUUCUCAAAACCAGAAAUUCUCUCUCUCAUUGUGGAGCCAAGUAAUUGUGAAAGGAUUUAUAUAUGAGCUGCGGAGAGCAGCACCACAGGAAGAUUGCGGAUAGUGUUCUUACAUUCAUUCACAGACACUCACACACAAAGGGAAGUCUGAGAGAAUUACCUAGUGUUUAAUUAAAGGGACAUCUUGCCUAAUAAGGAGCUGAUUAUUUAAACUCACAUUGACUCUGUGGUUGUGGGAAGACACUACUAUAGCUGUGCCAACUGCGUCAUUCUCUCUCUACUACUUCUCUGUCUAUUUAGCUCUUUCUCCUCUCAGGAACUAUGAUCUCUCACUUCAUCUCUCACUAUCUAUGCACUCACUGCUGAAGUAGAUCAAAGAUUUGUGUCUUUGUUACAACUAUGCACAGAAAUGGUACUCUAACGUUACCCAAAGUAAUAUGUAUCAUUCAUUGCCUUUUAGACGUCAGUGUACAUCUUACUAUGCAUAUACAAAAGAGAUGAGACUUUUUCUCUCUCAUGCCUAUGUAUUCUACACUUUCAAGCUCUUUCUCAAACUGCCUUGUUCACAUCAACUCAGUGAAAACCACCAAAUGGAGGGAAAAAAAUUAAAUUUGAUUUGUAUUAUUUAUCAGAAUUUUUGCUACUCCUUUGAAUGUUUUUGCAUAAGUAGUGUUUGUGGUAUUAUAGUAAAUAGAAGAGCUAUUUGAAACUAAUA